UUCUGUGCAAUGCUGUGUAUUUUCUGUGUAUUUAAGGCCAUGUGCAGGCUCAUGUGAGCAGUAGAUCUCAGUGUGCAGCUGCCUCUCUGCUGAGCCGGUUCUAUUGAAAGCUUUCCCGGCCCCUCUGCCUGUGCUGUUGUGCACCCGCUGCCCUUCCCACCCGUCCCCUGAAGGACAGACCUGUUCUCCUGCCAUGGGAAGGAACGGGAAGAUUGUGCUUUGAAGCUGCCCAGGGUCUCUCUGAACCAGGUAAAGGCAGGUCUCCGUGCCACAGACACAGACUGAGGGGGCUGCGAAACCACAGACCAGCCCGCUGACUCCUCGUAUGGUGGUCUUGGAUUCCAGGUCAAUCAGGAGAGAAGCCACUGCACUGCUGCUGAGUAAAGCACCGCAGCACCCAGGCAAGGAGAAGGAAUAGAUACUCCCUGGUGUCUCCCUGAGAGAGGCGAGAUGGGGAAGGGAGAGAGUCCCACUGAGGACUCCCAGCAGUCAGAGCAGCCCCUUAACCGCAAUGGAGACCUCAACAAAGGAAGGAAGCCAGGGAAUGGAUUUGGCUGCACCUUAAUAUGCUCUGUUAUCUGCUUAGUCCUAGUCGGCGUCGCUGGUUUAAUCAUUGGUUUGGCAACAGCUCUGGCAGUACAUAGAGCUAACUCACCUGUGGCUGAUCCUGGACCACUUGCCGCCCGCUGCUGCUCAGACGGCUGGGUCGGAUACCGAGGGAAAUGCUACUAUUUCUCAGACGCCGAAGGGAACUGGACCUACAGCCGGAGCAGCUGCGCCUCCCUCGGCGCCUCCCUGGCUGGGAUCGACAGUGAGCCGGAAAUGGCUUUCAUGCUGCGCUAUAAAGGCAAACCUGAGCACUGGAUCGGCCUCCGGAGAGAGCAGGAUCUGGGCCAGCCCUGGAAAUGGGCCAACGGCAGCGAAUUCAACCGCUGGUUUCAGAUAAGAGGAGGCGGCGACUGCGCGUAUCUGAAUGACGAGAAAGGCGUCAGCAGCUCACGGUGUGUUAUGACGAGAUACUGGAUCUGCAGCAAACCAGACGCCUAUACAAAGGGAAAGGGCCGUGCAAUGGGAGAGCAAAUUUAAGCGAAUCCCAUAAAUUAGACUUGGAAAGGCCAUAUUGGGCCACCUCUGGUGGUUCACUCUUACUACCAGCAGGUGGUGCAGAAUGGGGUUUUUAGUCUCUUAGGUUUUGUCUAAUCUUGACUGUAAAUGUCCCCAGUGAUUGAGC
Molecule: messenger RNA, 1231 nt
Organism: Mauremys mutica (yellowpond turtle)
Lineage: Eukaryota; Metazoa; Chordata; Testudines; Geoemydidae
Product: C-type lectin domain family 2 member D-like
Exons: 6
Coding region: 451-1086 (211 amino acids)
Source: RefSeq, a predicted model, not a curated record